CAGCGGAAGUAAGUGUCUUGAGGCGAAACAUGCCCUUGGUUGCGAGCUAAUGUGGACAAAAUAUACAAGUCGUCGUUAUUCAGACGCUGGUUUUGUUCAAAUAAUUGGCUUUUACUCUCCCACAGUCGAUCAUGCCUCUUCAUAAGUACCCUCCAAAGAUAUGGGACGCCCUGAAAAUGAAGCAGGGCGUCUAUGGUCGCCUCCCUAAGCACUAUCUCAAGUCCCUGGAAUCAAAAGAGCCCACACCAGUCCACUUUAAGCCCCUGGGAGUCAAGUACAGAGCCAACCCCAAAACUGGGCAAAAGGAACGGGUACAGGAUGUCCCUCUCCCCAUCUGCUAUCCUCCAGAAUCCCAAGAAGGUCUGUGGGGAGGAGAAGGAUGGAUAAGAGGGUAUAGAUAUGCCAACAAUGACAAAAUGUCCACCCGUCUCAAGAAGAUAUGGAAACCACAGCUGUUCGAAAGGGAGCUGUACAGUGAGAUACUUGACCACAAAUUCACUAUUAAGGUCACACCCCGUACCCUGGACCUCAUAGAUGCUGCCUACGGACUUGACUUUUACAUCCUGAAAACACCGAAGGAAGACCUGAACUCCAAGCUGGGGAUGGACCUGAAGCGGGCCAUGCUACUACGCCUAGCUCGCAAAGACCAAACACUGUAUCCUGACGACCCUGUCAAGAGAGAGAAAGUCUACCACAAAUACAAGCAAUUUGAAAUCCCAGAAGAUGAGGCUGAGUGGGUGGGUCUGAAUCUGGAGGAGGCUGUCGAGAAACAGAGACAGUUGGAGUACAAGGAGCCAGAGCCUUUGUUUAAGACCUGUGUGGACAAGCUGGUGGAGGAGCUGACCAUCCAAAAGCUCUCUGAGCCCAAAGUCAUAGAGAAGAAGUAAUCACCAGAACCAAGAGAGCAAGGACACAUGUUGCCGUCUUUCAGACCGAAAUGAAAUGUUGAACCACCAAGCUUUCCAGGUGAGCGUUGUGAGCAGCUAUCUGUGCUCUACUUACCAAGUUUGUAUCUGAAAGCUCUUUAGUUCCCAGUACUGAACAUCCAUCUGGAACAACUGCAUAAAGAUUUUGGAUGGCUUCAAUUGGUCAGCAACAAGGUGGAAGUGACGCAGUUAACUGAGCCACAUUAGACUCGGUUUUAUUUAUUUUGAUUCUAUUAUUUCUCUUUGUUUAAAGACCUUUUUGUGGCUUAUUUCAGUCUUGAAAAGUAUCGACCUUUGUAAAUGAUCUCAUCUGUGAUGGAAGAUCUGUGUAAGAAAUGCAUAAGGAAUAA
Messenger RNA from Lampris incognitus (smalleye Pacific opah), 1276 nucleotides. RefSeq names its product mitochondrial ribosomal protein L28 (gene mrpl28). Gene Ontology annotation, cellular component: mitochondrial large ribosomal subunit. The record is from RefSeq and is a predicted model, not a curated record. Lineage: Eukaryota; Metazoa; Chordata; Actinopteri; Lampriformes; Lampridae. The coding region runs from base 132 to 887 and encodes 251 amino acids. Gene Ontology annotation, molecular function: structural constituent of ribosome. The transcript has 6 exons.